Molecule: messenger RNA, 288 nt
Organism: Miscanthus lutarioriparius
Lineage: Eukaryota; Viridiplantae; Streptophyta; Magnoliopsida; Poales; Poaceae
Source: the annotation of a GenBank genome assembly
AUGGACCGCGCCGUCGGCCGCUUCGUCAUACCGGCGGGCUCCAUGAUCGUUGGCACCCUCAUCGCCGUCGUCGUCUCCCUCGGCCUCCUUGACCGUGUCCUCCUCCCUCUGUGGCGGCGCCUCGUAAGGCACGACCCGACGCCACUGCAGCGCAUCGGCGCCGGCCACGUGAUCACCAUCGUCAGCAUGGCCGCGUCCGCCGUCAUCGAGCGCCGGCGCCUGGGCACCGUGCACGCGCACGGCAAGGAGGGCAACCCGGCGUGGGUGUCGCCGCUGUCGGCCAUGUGA